Miscanthus lutarioriparius is the source of this 1335-nucleotide messenger RNA. Lineage: Eukaryota; Viridiplantae; Streptophyta; Magnoliopsida; Poales; Poaceae. The record is from the annotation of a GenBank genome assembly.
AUGGCGAGCUCCGCUGAGGGCGGGCGUGCGCUGGCGGUCCUCGGUCAGGGCGAGCUUGCCGCGGUGGCUGUCUCCGACCAGGGCGAGCGUGCGGCGGUGGCUAUCUCCGGCCAGGGCGAGCGUGCGGCGGUGGCGGUCUACGGCCAGGGCGAGCGUGAGGCGGUGGCGGUCUCCGGCGAGGGCGGGCGUGCGGCGGCGGCGGUCUCCGACCUGGGCGAGCGUGAGGCGGCGGCGGUCUCCGGCCAGGGCGGGCGUGCGGCGGCCGCCGGUGUCGGCGAGGCGGCAGCCUCCGGCAAGCGCAAGCAGUGCGACUGCGACUACAUCCCGGACUACCCAUGCACGGAGCGUCUCCGUUGGCGCCGGCUCCUUGCGUACCUCCGGGACAACUGCUACGACCAGAUCUACCAUGUGGCCAAAAAUAAGUUGCGUGUGAUCUUCGACGUCGAGGACCUGGUGAAGCGGAUCAAGGCAGGCCAGCUCGAGGAGGCGUGUGACCACGUCAGGACCUUCGCACCCAUCUGGGAAUUGAGCAGCCACGCUGGACUCCUCACGCUCUUCCUCCAUUACCUCAUGGCCAUCCACAGAUUCGCCGACGGCGACACAGCCAAGGAAGGUGUCGUCCGCGACUGGAACACUCUGGACUGGCAACUCGUCAGGAACAAGGCAGCGGAGCUGGUCGAGCAGAUGGUUUCUGAGAUGCCUGAGCUCAAGGAGAUGACGCGUUACCCGCUCGCCCAGAACGAGCUGUACGACGUAAUGCCCAUUAGGUGCAGCUUCCGUCCAAGGCGUCAAGUGAAGAAAGUAGGCAGCAAGAAGCAAGCAACAGAUGUUGCAAAGGUCUAUCUUGAGAUGAAGAAGAGGUUGGUUCCUUCAGCUCAGAUGGACUGUCAUGAUUAUUCAGAAAAAGUUUUGCGAGCUGGUCAGCGCAAGGUGCUCAAACAAGGCCAUCCAUCUGAAUAUUUAUCCAGAGGAGUUUUUACACUCAAGACUGCGCACGACUGUAAAUCCAUACCUGGCCACAUGAUGAUGGAAAAAGGACAUCGUCCUGAACAUGCAUCCAACCAGGAAAAGUUUUUUCAAGCUGUUCAGCCUAUGAUGCUCAAUCAAGGCCAUAGACCUGAAUAUUUUUCCAGAGGAGUUUUUCCAUUUGAGGCUUUGCAUGCUUAUAAAUCUAUAGCUGAGCGCAUGAAGAUAGAACAAGGACAUGGGCCUGAACAUGCAUCCAACCAAGCCAUGAAACGCCCGAGGUUUCUGGAGUCUCACCGAGACACUAUCCAUCAAGGAAAUGCUUUAAAGAGGCUACACAUAACUGGGAAUUUCGAAGUAACAGCAUGA